This is a messenger RNA of Octopus bimaculoides (California two-spot octopus), 3188 nucleotides long. RefSeq lists its product as uncharacterized. NCBI's taxonomy places the organism in Eukaryota, Metazoa, Mollusca, Cephalopoda, Octopoda, Octopodidae. The record is from RefSeq and is a predicted model, not a curated record.
AGCAACGAAGCAAGCCGUUACUAUGGUGAGCUUUGAAGUUUUCCAAGUCUCACUGUAUAGAUUGCAGCGAAGCUGCGGAAAAGAACAGCGUCGGCGAAAGUCAUCUUUGUCUUUUUAAGGGCAGUAAAACUGCUAAGCUAUGAAAACCCGUAACGCUGAGAAUAUCCAGAUCAGCAAAGCUGUUACCAUGGAUAUCAGUGGAACUGUUGCUAUGGAAAUCAGUAGAAUUGUUACUACGGAAAUAUGUAAGGCUGUUGCUAGGAAGGUUAGAAAAGCUGUACAGUUCGAGGUUGACAGCAAAGCUGUCAGUUUUAACAUUUCUAAAGCUGUUUCCACGAAGAUUAGCAAAUCUGUUACAACAGAAAUUCAAAAUUUCAUCGCUUUGGCGAUUAACAAAUCUCUUACUUUGCAGAUCAGUAAAAGCGUCGCCAAAGAGAUUCGUAAAUCUGUAACUAUUGACAUUAACGAAGCUAUUAAAUCAAAAAUUACCACAGCUGUUACUACUGAGAUUAGCGAAGCUAUGAAAAGAAAGAACAUUUAUCCGAUCUCACACGAUUUGAAAAAUGCUGCGAUUUUGGAGAUAAGCAAAUGCGUUACCAUGGGGAUUGGUAAAGUUGUUGCUUUGAAAAUUGGUGAAGCUGUUACAACAGAAGUAUGCAACAUCAUAACCAAUGAGAUUGAUAAAGCAGUUACGAUGCAGAUUAGCAAAGCCGUGACCAGUGGGAUAAGCAAAUCCGUUAUGGUUUAUAUAUGCAAAUGUAUUGGUACGGAGAUUAACAAACUUGUAUCAGAGAAUAUGUGGAAAGCUAUGGAAGUACAAAUUGGUGAAUCAGCGAAUAUUGAAAUUCCUACGAGUGUUAUCAAAGAGGUUUGCAAAGCGGUCACACGGGAAAUUAGCAAGGCUGUUGCCUUAGAGAUUAACAACGCUAUUACUAGCGAAAUCGGUAUGGCAGUAACUAGGCAUAUCAGUCAAACUGUGACCCGGGUGAUCACAAAAGACGUUAUUAGUAAAAUUAGCAAAAAGGCUUCCGCUGAUAUCAGCGAGGUUAUUGACAAAGAAAUAAUAGACGCUGUUACUAUAGAAAUCAGUCAGGCUAUGUCCGAUGAAGUGAACAAAGCAGUGACUUUGGAGAUCAGCAAGAAUCCCGGUCCUGACAAGAAUUACUACAUAGAAGUUGAUAACAUUAUUAGCGACUAUGUUAGCAAACAUAUUAUGAAAGCUGUAACUAUGGAGAUAGAUGGGACCAUUCACCAAGAAAUCAAUAAUGCAGUUUCCAAGGGUGUGAGCGAGAAUUUAGUGAUUGACAUCUGCAAUGACCUGACACAAGUAAUUAGUAGUGGCAUUAUAACAGACAUCGUUAGUAAAACUAUAUCACUAGAUUUUAGCAGUGAUGUUGAGAGAGAAGUUAAAAAUGCUGUUUCUAUGGCCUUCAGCAAGUUUGAUGAAUUGCAAGACACUGGUACCAUCGUAGCCGAAAGAAUCAAAGACGGAAUUACCAUCGAGAGCGACAAACGCCUCUCAAUGACUAUUAGCAAGGAGGUUACAGCGCGCAUUGGGAAAGGUGUGUCCAAAGUUAUUAGCAAAAGCAUUACCAUGGAUAUUAAGAAGGAAAUCUCCAUUGAUAUUAGUUUGGAAGUUUUGAAGAACCUCAGCAACACCAUCAGCCUGAAUAUUAGCAACGUGAUUACUAAGCGAAUUGAGAACGUUGAUAUCCAAAGCACUUCAGUCGUGGAUAGGGUAUUAAACAAUAAAAUUAUUAUGACAAUCAGAAGCGCAGUAUUAAGGGGAUUUGAAGAGUGUGUGUUACUGGAAUUGAAUAAAGAAAUUAACAUGGAUAUCACAGAGGCGGCAACGAGUGAGAUUAUUAAUGCUAUUUCCUCAGAAAUUAACAAAGUAGUGCCUAUAGAAAUCUGCAGGCAGGUGUGUUCAAAUAUCAAGAAAUCGGUUUCCAAAGAGUCCAACAGAACAUUUUGCAAGAACAUAAGCAAAAGUGUGACAUUUGAAAUCUGUCAAAUGGUCACCAAAGAGAUCAGUGAAGCCAUUGCCAUCGAUAUAGCUAAGGCCGUCAUACAGGGCAUUAGUAAAGCCAUUACCUCAGAGAUAAGCGAAGCAGUAACUAACAAGAUCAGUAAAGAUAUUGCAAUGCAAGUCAGUUUAUCGGUUACAGCAGAGAUCAGCAAAGCCGUAGGACAGAAUUUUAUUCAAAGCUGUGAUGCAGAGAGACGCAAAAUCGUGGAUAUGACUAGGUCUGUGUCAUUAUUGAUUAGUAAUGCCGUAAUAAUGGAGAUUAGUAGAGCGGUUGCUAAAGAAAUCAGUAGAGCCGUUACGAUAGGAAUAUGUAAAUCUGUCACAUUGGAAGUCAGCAAAGUAGUAUCACUGCAAAUUAGCACAGCUGUUAUUAUGGAGAUAAGCACUGCGGUCACGAAAGAAAUUGGUAAAGUGGUUGCUAUGGAACCUACGGAAAAAACAGCUCUAAGAAUUUGUGAUAAUAUCAUACGAGGUAUUACAGAUACUGUUUCUGUUGAGAUCACUGAAGCUGUUGCCAUGUCAAUCUUCGACCUCACUCUCAUAGACGUAAUUGAAAGCGUUGCUGUAGUCAACACUUACGACAUUGCCAAAUAUAUUGACAAUAUGUUCGACAAAAUGUGGUUCUACAGACUUAUUGCCAAUCAAUAUGUUAACGAAUAGACUUCCAUCAUCAAACAUCGAGUGUUUCUAUUCUUCGUAUCGACUUGAUCCAGAUUUUCUUCGACGGUCGAACUACAUUAGAGAAAAAUAUUACACAAUAUUUGUAUAAAUCACAUUAGAAAAAAUAUCGACAAUUGGAGAAAACAAAGUAAAAACAAGAUCAUUACUUUUUUGAAUAAUACAAAGCACAGAUGUCUAACUGGAUUUGCUUUAUUUUGAUAUGUAAGCGAAGUCUCGUAUCGAUUUUUCAUAAAGGAUGAACGGAGAAACAUUUAAUGAACGAUAAAAAGAUAUAUAGGAAAAAAUGAAACGGGAAUACAGAAAGAGAAAGUGAUAGAUAGGUAGAAAGAAAGAGAGCGAGAUAGGAAGAGAUUAUCUCUCACAAGCUUUAAAGUAUUUCACUAGAGGUAAAGAAAUGGAUGAUACGAUAUAAUGCGUUUCAAAGAACUCUUGCUACAUAUAAGAAAUGCUUUAAAUAUGAAUGUCAAAGUCCUAUUAA